Molecule: messenger RNA, 945 nt
Organism: Blastocystis hominis
Lineage: Eukaryota; Bigyra; Opalinata; Blastocystidae
Exons: 1
Coding region: 1-945 (314 amino acids)
Source: RefSeq, a predicted model, not a curated record
AUGAAACCAAAUGGCUGGAUUUUCCUUUUUUUGAGUACCAGAGAAUGUGUAAUAUUGCAAUUCGAUAAUGGAGUAUACAUGAAUCAAGGAUUUGUACUCAAUGAGCAGAAAGUGUUGAAAGUGAUUGGAAAUCAUCAAAUUGGUGCUAUUUCAUAUAAUGAAGAACAAUCCAUAGAAGUAGUAGAAGAAGGAAUCGUGGAUUUGGAUCAUGGAAGUCGAUUUGAAGGAUUGGUAUUGACAGAAAACAAUUUUGGAAUUCCAUUUGGAUAUGGUGAAAUGUAUGAUGAUGAUGGAAUAUUGGUGUACAAGGGCAUAAUGAUCAAUUGGAAACGAUUUGGAUAUGGAACGAGUUAUCAUAAUAAUGAAGUGAUUGAAUAUGAAGGAUAUUGGUGUGAUGAUAAGCGAUUUGGAAGUGGGAAAAUGUAUAAUCGUAAAGGAAUGAAAAUAAAGGAUUGUUACUGGUAUAAUGGAAUUGAAAGUGAUAAUGAUACUAUGUAUUACAGAGGAAAGGGUUCAGAACCACUGAAUAUUGGAAUAAAACAUUUGAAACUGUUUGGCUUUUGUGCAUUGGUUGAUUGGGAUGUUUCAUUGUUGUAUAAUUUGGAAUCAAUCGAAAUCAGCAAUAGAUGUUUUAGAUCAGUGCAAACAUUCAGAAUCGAUGGAUUGAAUCGAUUGAAAACUAUCAAAAUCGGAAACUAUUCAUUUACUCAAAAGAGGGAUUUCUUUGGUAAGAAUCGAUCGAAAUCAUUCCACAUAUUGAAUUGUAAAUCAUUAGAAUCUAUUCAAAUUGGUAACAAUAGUUUCAGUGAUUUUGCUGGAGACUUUGAAUUGAAGAAUCUACCACAAUUACAAUCCAUUCAAAUUGGUAAUACUGAAUUGGAUUCUUACAAUUUUCACUCAUCAUCAUUUCAAAUUAAAGGUAUUGUUCCAUUUUUAUUACGAUAA